Electrophorus electricus (electric eel) is the source of this 1805-nucleotide messenger RNA. It is a transcript of the gene tnfsf10l3, whose product is annotated as tumor necrosis factor (ligand) superfamily, member 10 like 3. Gene Ontology annotation, cellular component: membrane. Gene Ontology annotation, molecular function: tumor necrosis factor receptor binding. Gene Ontology annotation, biological process: immune response. Lineage: Eukaryota; Metazoa; Chordata; Actinopteri; Gymnotiformes; Gymnotidae. The record is from RefSeq and is a predicted model, not a curated record.
UGCUUUUGCCUUAGGGGCUAUCUACGUUUUUAAUUAACGGACCGUAUUAAGAACAUGGAAGUGCCUACUGCAGCAUUCUCUUUUGAGCACGAGGAACAGCCGUUCGGAAGGAAUGCGCUGGCAUCUGAAGCCAACCUUAAUUAUUUAAGAUCUGUGAAUAGCGAAUCGAGCUCAUUCAUUAUGGUUCAGCCGAAAAGUCGCAUGGAAGCACCCUCGAAAUUAUGGAUGACGAUGAUUGUUAUCGUCAUGAUUAUUCUUCAAGUUGCUUCGACUGCCGGACUCCUCGUUUACCUUAAUAUGUCCAUGGCCCACGCCCGGAGCCAGGGCGUUUCUGAGGAACUGCGGUGUUUAGGGCUCCUGAAUGCUCUGGAGAAAGAGCAGGAUGUGCCUGAUGGCCUGGUGCAACUCUUUGGUGAACCCUGCAUCAAGCUGGCUGAGGGAAUUAAGGCAUAUAUUUCCAAGGUAACAGAAAACAUCAUCUCCCAACAUGCCUUUCAAGAAAGACAAACAACAGGCCAGCCACGUUCAAAAUUUCUCACUGUUGGGAACCCACGGCCUUCUGCUCACCUCACCCUCAGAGACAGUGGACUACAGGGCCUUACAUCCUUAACCCCUCAAAUGGAUCUCCACCAAUCCUGCCGUCACCUUGUACGUUCCUGGGGCAACCAGAGCUUUGGCUCCCACCUCCACAACAUGACGGUGUCUAACGGGCAUCUGCGUAUCCCCCAGACAGGACGCUAUUACUUGUACGCCCAGGUUUACUUCCGCUAUAUCACACUCUCCAGCAUCAGCCAGCAGUCCAGCUCAGAGAGCCACCAAGUGGUUCAAUGUGUGUAUAAGAAGACAGCAUAUGCACGACCCAUACAGUUGCUGAAGGGAGUGGGCACUAAGUGCUGGGCACCAGACAGUGAGAAUGCCCUCCACUCCAUCUACCAGGGAGGCCUUUUCGAGCUUCGAGCAGGUGAUGAAAUCUUUGUCUCUGUGUCCUCCCCUUUAGUAGUACAUGCAGAUGACUCAUCGAGUUAUUUUGGAGCUUUCCACUUUGAUCUAUGAGUUUACAAGUUGUGGGCAGCGGUCAUGUUUUGAUGAACUACAAAUGGGUCUUUCUGUAGCAUCCCAGAUGAGGACUGUGAGAAAACAGAAGAAAGAGUGUGGGUGUGGAAUAUAAGGAUCUGUAAAGUCACCAUGCUUCCUGUUUACCCAAAAUCUCCACUGACAAAGCUCAAAUAACUCAGGAUUUUACAACCUAAAGACAGAUGCCAAUAUUGCAACCAGAUGGCGAAGUGUGCUCUAUUACCCAGUGCCCAUGCUUUAAAUGAAACCAUUAGAGAAAAACAGCUGAAUUCAUGCAAAGGAGAGGUAGAGAACAAGACUCCACAUUUUUAAUCUUUAUUUAUAUACAAAAGGUCUCUGGAGCGAUCAAGGAUUUUUCAAGGUCACAGUAAGUAUGGAAACCAACAGCAUCACAGCUGAAGUGGGGUUUCCCCUCAUAAAUGUGCAAUGGGAUCUAAAGUAAGGAACUCUCUGGCAUGGAGGGUCUUGUGCUAGUGGAAAAGUGACAGAUACAUUUUUCAAACUCUUUGUAUUAAGGCAGAUAUGAAAUGUGCUGCCCAAAGCAUGGAAAAAAUGUUUUUUAUCCAGAUGUACAUGUAUGCUAGGGAUUUGCACAGCUGUUUCUGCUUCUUUCUAUGAUGGAUACUCAGUGGAAAAAAUGUGCAUAAUUAAGUACAUACUUAAUAUAAACAGACAUAUAGAACCACUCUAAAAUGAUAUACUAAGAUAAAAAUACAAAAAUUGCCCCUCAU